Plasmodium berghei ANKA is the source of this 2511-nucleotide messenger RNA. Its product is annotated as PIMMS2 protein. The record is from RefSeq and is a predicted model, not a curated record. The transcript has a single exon. Gene Ontology annotation, molecular function: serine-type endopeptidase activity. Bases 1 to 2511 code for a protein of 836 amino acids. Lineage: Eukaryota; Apicomplexa; Aconoidasida; Haemosporida; Plasmodiidae. Gene Ontology annotation, biological process: proteolysis.
AUGGUCCUUUUAAAUGGAAAACUAAAAUAUAUCGCGGUUGUAGCGAUAUUUUAUAAUCUUAUUAUUUUAUUAGUUAAGGAAAAGUUUCCUUAUAUAUGCACCAAAAAAAAAUUCCAUGCUAUUAGUAAUAGAAUUCUUUAUGAAUAUUUGAAUAAUUUUGUAUCCAAAGAUAUUUUUAGACGCGAAGAUAUAACUCUUAAGAAUCUCAACUUUGUUCAAACAAACUUGAAAAGUGAUAAGGAUGCUGAAAUUAAAGAAAAUAGAGAUACACAAAGCGUUGAUGAUAAUAUGUUUCAAAGGGUGUAUAAAUUUAUUUUGAAUUUUUUUUAUGGAAAUAAGAAAAAUCGUAUAAACAAAUCCAUGAACUAUGGAAAAUAUGACAAUUUUAAUAAAAUAAAUGAUAUUUUUGAAUUUAUGAGAAACAAUGGUUUACCAAUUAAUAUAACCUCAGUAUGCUUAAUAGACACUGGAUUGAAUAUUAAGGAUGCGUUAAUUAACUACUUUUUAAAUCAUGAUAUUAGCACAUAUAAUAGUUAUACAUAUCAUUCAGUUAAUAUAAAUUAUAAAAAACCUGAUUCAUUUAAUUUUGGAAUAAAUAGCGAAAAUUGUGACGAAGAUAAUUAUUCUGAAUGUGAGUCUACAUUUUUGGAGAAUCAUAAUGGGCAUGGAAAAUAUGAAGAUAAAUCGACAAUCCAAGGCGAUUCAUUAAAAUUGAUAGAAAAAAAAUAUGACAAAAAUGUGGAUUUACAAAGGAGUGGUAUAGAUGUAGAAAUAUGCAAAGCAUUUAAUAAUAGUAAGGAAAAAAAAAAUAGUUUGAAUAUAAUUCCUGUAAUUAAAUGCUUAGAAUAUUGUAAAACAAAAAAUGUAAAAAUAAUUCAUAUGGAUUAUAAUAUAAAUGAACAAAAUGAACAAUUAAUACAAAUUAUGGACGAUUUAAAAAAUUCAGAAAUAUUUGUAAUUUUACCAUCGGAAAAACUAUUUAAUGAAAAGCCUUAUGAAGAUAAUUCUGUAAUAUAUCCAUCUUCAUUUUUUGAAAAAUUUGAAAAUGUUUUUUUUAUUGGAUCACUGGAUUAUUCGGAUAUGUCUUCUGAUGACGCUGAUAUUGCUUCUAAUUUUCAAAUUCAAAAAAAUGAAUAUUUAAAAUACCGAAAAAAUAAUGUUUUUCUUUUGGAUAGUAUAAAUAGUAGUUUAAAAAAAAGAGAUGAUCAUGAUAUAUUAUAUUAUGAAAUUAAAUACAGUUCAGCAUUUUUUAUAAAUAUAAUAACAAUCAUUCUAAAUAUAUAUCCAAAUAUGUCUAUUAAAGAGCUACGAAAUAUAUUAAGCUAUUCAAUACCAUCAAAAGAAACGGCACAAUUAAAAACAGAAAACAUUUUUGAAGGUAAUUUUGACAUAAAUAAAUUUAUUCAUAUUUUAUUAAAUAGGGGAAUAAAUUCUUCUGGUUUUGUUCGAAAAUAUAAAGAUGUAACACCGAAUGAGUCCACGAAUAAAAUAUUUCUUUUAGAGGAUCAGAAAGAUGCCGAUAUAGAACCACAGAAAGAUUCCUCUAUUGAUAUAUAUUGUGACGAAGGUGGUUCUGAUGAAGAUAUAGUGAGUACUUCGAAUGGGUUGGAUGUGUAUAGUGAGUAUUCCCACAGCAAUAAUAAGAGUGAUCAGUUAUUAAAUGAUGAAAAAGGACUUAAAUAUGAGACUUACAAAGAUUUAUAUAGUGUUAAAGAAAACGAUAUUUAUGUUUUUGAAAGUAACAAUCCAACUAAUAGCUCUUUUAUGCAAAUGAAUUAUGAUGAUAAAAUAAAAUCAAAAUAUUUAGACAAUUUAGAAGAGGCAAAUUAUCAAAAUCAUAGAACUCAAUUUGAGAUAAAUAGAAAUGAUAAUAGAUAUCCUAUAAUUUCUGAAGACAAUUUAAGAGAUAGACAAAAUAUGCAUAAUAUUCAGAUGUUAAACGAUGGUAUAAAUUAUUCAGAAAAUGCAAACAAUAUAGAAGAAUUAUAUGAUAAUGAUUUUGAAGAUUAUAGAGGAAAAGAUUUAAAUCCCGAGUAUAAUAAAAUUCGUGAUAAUAAUAAUAAUAAGAAUAUAAAUAAAGAAUUCGGAAUUUUAAAUACUUGGAGAAAAAAUAAUGAGGGAUUAUAUUUGAGUGAUAGUGAAGAAGAAAGUCAGCCAUUUAAAUGGAUGGAUAUGCAUGUAGAUGAUAUAUAUCAAGAUCGAAAAAAACGAUUAAAGGGAAAUAAUUAUGAUAAUAGAAAUGGGAGAGUAAGAAGAAUAUAUGAAGAUAAUAAACGAGGUAGAUAUAUAAAGAAUCGAAAUAUGCAGAAAAAAAAAAAUUUUGAUCGUAAUUUAAAAAAUAAAAGAUAUUUAAAUAGAAGGACUAAAAGACAUAUCAAUGAGAAAAAUAAAAGGAUUAUGAGAGAAAAAAAAAAUAAAUAUAAUAAUAGUGUAUUAAAAAGAAAUGAAAUGAAAUCACAUAAUAAUUCACAAAAAACUCCAAAAAUAAUUCCAAGAAAAUAUUCUAGAUAA